CCGAGGCCGUCGCCACGGCAACGGCGCCACGCGCGCCCAGAGACGUCGCAGGGAGAAGCCGACUCGCAUGGCUCGGCGACGGCUCGAGGAGGCGGUGAUCACAGCGAGGGAGCUCAAUGAACAGCUUGAGCUGAUGAAGCCGGAGCAGAGCUUGCAGCAUCCCCAGCAUGUGCCCCUGCCCCGGGACAGCUAUGGCAUCUACAGCCUGCAGUUCUCCCACAGCGUGCGCAAGCUGGCCGUCGGCUUUGGCAAUGGGGCUGUGCAGGUACUGAGGGUGCCGGACGGAACCCCACAGGCAGACCUGUGCCUUGGCCACCCAAAGCGACAGGCAGUCACCUGCAUGGCCUUCCACCCCAAGAACAUGGACCUCUUGGUGGCCGCGUCCGCUGACGGCAGCAUCAACGUUUACAAUAGCGAGACUAGCGAGUGUAUCCUGUCGUUCACUGAGGAAGGAAAUGAAAUCAAUGGACUUGAUUUCUGUCUGGAUGGAAGCGUUUACGCCACCUGCGGGAAGGAUAAGAACAUCCGCGUCUACGACAGUCAAACAAAUCAGAUGGUCCAUAUGUACGAAGCACCCGACAUUUCCUGUGAAGACAUCAGCCUGACCAGUGGGCAUUCCCGUCGGAUAUUUGCACUCAAGUUUCAUCCUGAAGAAUUGCACUACUUCGUCACAGGAGGAUGGGACAACUCUCUGAAGAUCUGGGACAAGAGGAUAACGAGCUGUGCUCGGAAGCUUAUCAUCGGUCCACACAUAUGUGGCCCAGGCAUCGACAUCAAAGGCAACAAGGUUUUGACUGCGUCAUGGGUGGCCCAGAACUCGCUGCAGCUGUGGGACUUUGGCAGCUGCAAGCAGGAGAAGCAGAUCCCCAUCCCGAGCGAGCCGCAGCAGAGCGAGUUCUUGUACGCUGCCCAGUUCUGCAGCCGCGACGUUGUCAUCGCUGGUGGCAGUGGCACGAACACUGCUCAUGUCAUCAACUACAAGACUGACCAGGUGCUGGGCAAUGUGCCAAUAGGAAAGGCUGUGCAGGUACUGGACACUGCUCUCGGGGGGAAGCACAUUGCUGUUGCUGGAGUUGGUGGCAAUCUUCAUCUGACAUCCUUAGUUUGACUAUGCAUGUAUCUUUGUAUGUAUGUUGAACGUCUUUCGCACCCUACGUAGCCAACCGUGCUAAUCGGAGGUGCGAGACCUUAGAAAGCAACCUACUGCCUUGCUUCGUCCGGAGGCGCACGCUGGUGGCAAUUAAAAUAGAUCAAUUAAACCGAGUCAACAAACGCGAAUGUUCUAUACUGCCCCACAAACUAACAAAAGAUUACAUUAUGCCGAACCUCUCGAAUGAUAUUUUCAUUUUGUAAGAUCAAAAACAUUUUGAAAUUGUAAGCCCCUUUGCAAUGGGUAAUUCAUUGCCCAGAUGCGAUAUGUAAUCAAUGUUAAGUGCCACUAUCGUGCACAUUGUUUUUCUCAUUGAUGAUUGUAAUGUACAUGUACACACGUGCAUUUCUCUGUGCAGACGCGCUGUGCUGCUCAUCUCAAAGUAGUCUGAUACGGCUGGGUGGCUAGAUUUAUUCAAAUGACUGAUUCUGAGAUAAUUCAGUAAUUCAAUGGCACAUGAAGAAAUAACAUUUCCGUUUUUUCUCUGAGGCCAGCAGUUGCCCUCACACAUGUACUCAUGUUGUACAUUAUAACACAAAUUAAAUUUGACGACACAUUCAUAUCACCAAAGGAGAGAAUGGACACGAGAGGAUAUGCAGCACAGAGACAGCAAUGAAAUCAGCUUGUGUGCAGGAGCUAGAUAGAUCGUUACAUCACAAUACCAUGAGAAUCUAAAUAUUAAUUUAUACUGCAGGAAUCCGAUGAGCUAUAAAGCUCUUUUUCACAUGUCCAGUAGGGGCGAGUCAGAACAUUACAAAAACAAACAAUACAAAAACACGAUAGGAGUGCAAAGUAUAGGAAAGGUGGUGACGACUUUGGGAGGCCUUCAUCCAGAAGUGAAUAGAUAAUGGCUCAUAAUGAUUCAUAUCUAAAUGUGGCUUUGCUGACGAGGGCCGUGUGGAAGGAUGUGGACAUUUCUAGGCAUCACAGCCCUUGUACAACUUACAAAUUCUAACUCCUACACAGUAAUUGCUAAUCUAAUGGCCACUUGCAGUGUUUGUUACAAAAAUUGAUGCCAUGACAAGGAGUGAAAAUUUGAUUUAAAUGGGGUUUUUUUAUCCUUGGGGCUUGCACUUAAUUUUGGUAAGAAUUUGGAUGGAGGACAAUAAUGUAUUGUUUUAGCUUUGUUUGGUCUUAGUACAAUUGUGUUGCUAUGCGUCUAUGUCAUUUGUUUGAUGCAUUGAUGUUAAGUUUGCUGUUCAAUAUGUACUUGGAUAUUUUGAUAGCAACGUCAUGUAAAUCUAGCUUGCAAAUACAGUUUGUAUUUAAAUAAUCGAACUAAAUCCGUGCUAAACAAUAUAAAAGAAAUAUAACUACAGUAGUCUGUAAGCCGUUGUAUUGUUGUUUACUGUUAAGCCACAUUUGUUUAUUGUCUUAAAUGAAAUGAUUGUCUUUUUUUAUUAAUAAAGUAAUACUGUGAGGAUU
Messenger RNA from Lethenteron reissneri (Far Eastern brook lamprey), 2575 nucleotides. RefSeq lists its product as uncharacterized. Lineage: Eukaryota; Metazoa; Chordata; Hyperoartia; Petromyzontiformes; Petromyzontidae. The record is from RefSeq and is a predicted model, not a curated record. Gene Ontology annotation, molecular function: protein binding.